Molecule: messenger RNA, 2260 nt
Organism: Lethenteron reissneri (Far Eastern brook lamprey)
Lineage: Eukaryota; Metazoa; Chordata; Hyperoartia; Petromyzontiformes; Petromyzontidae
Product: transmembrane protease serine 9-like
Biological process (GO): proteolysis
Molecular function (GO): serine-type endopeptidase activity
Source: RefSeq, a predicted model, not a curated record
CGCACAGUCUUAAGCGCCAGAGAGACUCCAACACCGCGGCAAUUGCAGGACCCAGCAAGCAGCAGAAACAGCAGAAUAAGCUCAGGAGGAACGAUGACGUGCACCAUCGCAACGAUGGUGCUGGCCGUCCUGGUCGCCAUGAGCGCUGAGUGUACGGGGGAGACGGUGGAGAUGAUGGGCAGCAGCGGCGCCCUCUCGUCUCUCCAUUCGGUGCCCAACGACACUGCCAUCACGUCCACGUUCAUCAUUCACGCCCGCGCAGGGGAGGCCGUGAAGAUCAAGUUCACAUGGUUGAGCUUGCUGGAUGACUUGAUGUGUGCCAAAGAGAGCCUGGAGAUCUGGGAUGGAGAAGUUGACCAACAACGAAAUUCCCUGGCUUUGCUGUGUGGAACUGGCCCGGAGUCCGUGCCUCCACGCAGCAUCAAGUCGAGUGGAGAGAACAUCACGCUGGUGCUAAAGUCCAAUGGGCCGAUGGAAGGAAGGGGCUUCAGCCUGCUCUACAAAUCGGUCACCCCAACGUGGCCGACAGGAUUCUGUGGUAUCGCGACCAUUAACGCGGCAAACCCUUGGCUGGCCUACAUCAACUCCGACGUGACUAACUGCUUUGCCACGCUGAUCAACAGCUGGUGGCUCCUGACGGCGGCUCACUGCUUCUCCCGUCCAAUGGAUAACACGACGCAGCGGUCCAUCCAAUUCUUGCAAUCGCGCGAGUCGAGGGACAUCUUCAGGAUUGUGUUCCACCCUAAGUCUCAGGAGGGCUCCUUGGACUACGACAUCGUGCUGGUGCAGAUGAAUCAGCCGGUGUCCUUCAGCGAACACUUGAUGCCGGUCUGCCUGCCCGAGGCCAUCCAGCACCUGCCGCUGGCGGGGAAGAUGUGCUUCAUCGACGACGAACCCACCUUCGACAUAACGUACUUAAAGAUGUUCGUCCGCAUCGUGAACCAGACGAGCUGUGCAUCCGCAUUCUACGGCGAGGCUCUGACCAGCCGCAUGAUGUGCGGCUUGCCCAGCUACGAGUACUACUUCAAUGGCUGCAUGCACACCUAUCUGCAGGCGCCGCCUCUGAUGUGCUUGGGAGAGGAUGGCUACUUUUACCUGACGGGGCUCGCAAGCUGGAAUUCGCAUUGUGAGACCCUGCCCACGGUGGGAGUCUUCUCCAGACUGGACAAGUUCCUUCCCUUUAUUGAAGAAACGAUCUACUUGAGCCAAACCUUGCUCGCGGAUGUCUCCUCUGUGUACUGCUGCGUUGAUACUUCUCUCGCAUCUCUGUCCAUGAGUGCAAUAUUUGCAAUUUGUAUGCUUAUAAAUCUAAGAUAGUGAAUGUGAUGCAUGCGUAGUUUCUUUGGAGCCAAUUUAAUCAAGUUACCAUGUGGCUAAAUAUACCAAUGAAUUCAGUUUUUCAGCAAACUGGAAUGGUUGACAAUUUUAUACAUCUGUAGUGGUGGUUAUUCACGCAGAAAACUUCUUCUUUUUCUCCUAUGUCACUUUAUUCGAAGCCUUUCACACGGAUGCUCCUCACAUUCCACCACACGUAUUCUUCUCGUGAACUCUCCCUCUCUUGCUCCGUUAGCCUGCUACUCCACACUCUGUUAGCCUGUCAUGGAUGCUGUCUCUCUGGCUUCGCUAGUCUGUCCUCCGCCAGCCUCUUACUGUACACUCUGCUGGCUUCUCACUCCACUAACAUUUUACUGAAUCUCCUGCUAGCCUAUUCUCCGCUAGCCUAACACACUCACUCUAAGGAUUCCGCUAGCCUCUCACCCCGCUAGCCUCUUAUGACACCUACACCUCCAACCUCGCCCGUGCCCCCAGCAGGGGUUCAGCCAACACCGCUGUGGAGGACGAGGUGUGGAGGGUGAGGUCCCGGAUUUCUCUUGUGUCGACUCUUCACUUCUUCAUCUCCAAACAACUCCCCCCAUUGCGUCACACAUUCCCUUAUAUCCCCCUCAUCAUUCAGUGCCCUCAGGUGGUCCUCGCUAAGCCGGCAUCCUCCCGGCGUCAGUUGCACAUGCUCCCCCCCUUAUCGCCUCUAUCUCUCGCUUCCAUGGCGCCUACCCCAUGUUUGCAUUUGCAGCCAGCCAAUCACUGCCUCUUUCCUUAAUUGCUGGCGUCUCUCUCUCUGCGGUCUUCCAGGCCCCACGCUCGCACCCGCCCGUCCUGACCUAACCUCACUGUUUGCAGCCCCGUACAUGAAUGCAGCUGGUGUUUGCAAACCCUGUGCGCAUUACGCCAUCCAUAAUAAAACAUUUGUUGGGUUACAUCA